AUGGAAGCCUGUUCCUUUCCUUGUCUGAAUGGGGGUGAAUGUGUACACCCAGACUCAUGCAACUGCAGCCAAUAUCAAGCCACAGGAGAUCGGUGCCAAACAGUUCCCAACGUAGGUUACGAAAGAGACAUGAUCUGUCGGACGUGGGGACAAUAUAACUACGAAACAUUUGAUGGACUUUAUUAUUACUUCCCUGGAAAGUGCACUUACACUCUUGUUAGAGAGUGUGGUGAGGAGACCGAGCCUAGCUUUGUGAUACAGGUUCAUAACGAUCCAGAAUGUCAUUCCUCAGCGUAUUCCUGCAGUCGCUCUGUGAGCUUGUUUUUUCCGGUGGAAGCAGAACUCAGAUUAAACCGGUAUAAUGUUACCUAUAAUGGACAAAGUAUUGAGCUCCCGCACAUUGUCCAUGAUGUGGAAGUGGAAAGAGUUUCCCAAUAUACUUUGGUUACCCUACAACAUGGAUUCACUCUGGCCUGGGAUGGAAGCACUUCCUCAGUCUAUAUCAAAAUGAGCCCAGAGUAUGUGGGGAGAACCUGUGGACUGUGUGGCAGCUUUAACGCUGAUAUACAUGAUGACCUACAAACCAGCUAUGAUUUAUUCACUCACGAUACAGCGAUCUUUGGAAACAGCUGGAUGGAAAUGGUUCCACAUGAGCAUUCUUGUCCCAGUGUGCCAGCAAACUACCCAUCCCCAUGUUUGACUCAAAACUAUGAGACCCGCCAGAAAGUGCAGGAGAUGUGUAUCCUGCUGCUUGAAACUCCAUUUAAAGAGUGCCAUGACUUAGUGAGCCCCUUUCCUUUUAUGGCCAGUUGUUCAAAUGAUCUCUGCAUAGCUGGGACUGAUAAUCAGGUGCUGUGCCAAGCGUUAGCAGAGUAUGCAAGAGCGUGUGCUCAUGCUGAACAUCCUCUGUAUGACUGGAGGGAAGUGAUUCCAAUGUGUGCAGUGGAUUGUGAUGAUGAGUUUACAUACAGGGAGUGUAUCACCUGCUGCCCUGUCUCUUGUAACAUUGAUAAAAUGUGCAUUGAUAGUAAACUUCAGUGCCUGGAUGGAUGCUACUGUCUGGAAGAUUUGAUUUAUGACAAUGGGAGCUGUGUUAAGGCCACUGAUUGCCCUUGUGAGUACCAUGGAAUGCUCUACUCCACUGGGCAAGAGGUUCAGGACGAAUGCAACAGCUGUUCUUGUAUGGGUGGAUCCUGGAACUGCACGGAAUAUAGCUGUCCAGGAGAAUGCUCUGUUACGGGAGACAUUCACUUUGAGACAUUCGAUGGACGUGUGUACACAUUCCAAGCUACCUGCCAGUACAUCCUGGCAAAAAGCCGCAGCACUGGGAAGUUUACCAUCUCGCUACAAAAUGCACCAUGUGGAGCGAACCUGGAUGGAGCCUGUAUCCAGUCAGUAAACAUCAUUGUAGAUGAAGAUCCAAUGAAACAGAUCACAGUGACUAAUAUGGGAGAGGUGUAUGUGUCCAACAUGUACCGAAUCAGCCCACCUUAUUCAGACGCUGUAUUUCAGAUCCAUGAGCUCUCAUCUAUGUUUUUGCAAGUUAAAACUGAAGAUGGAUUGCGUUUGCAGUACAACUGGAAAGAGUUAAGGCUGUACCUGCAGGUAGAUGAAAGCUGGAAGGAAGACACUGUAGGACUCUGUGGAACCUUCAAUGGAAACAUUCAAGAUGAUUUUCUAUCCCCAGCAGGAAUGAUUGAAAGCACGCCUCAGCUGUUUGGUAAUUCUUGGAAGCUGUCCUCCUCCUGUGUUCCAGUCCACAACAUUCCACAGCUUGACCCAUGUGACAUACACCAGCAGGCAGCAUCCUACGCAUCUGAAAUGUGUGAGAUCCUAAAUAAAGAGCUGUUUGCCCCGUGCCACGAGUACCUGAGUCCCACAGCCUUCUACCAGCAGUGUAAAUCAGACACCUGUAAAUGUGGGGAGACCUGCCUGUGUGGAGCUCUGGGUCAUUACACUCGACAGUGCAGAAAACAUGGAGUCAUUAUAGACUUCAGAGCUCACGUAUCAGAGUGUGCUGCUCAAUGCCAGGAAACAAUGGAAUAUGGUACCUGCAUCUCCUCCUGCAAUAGAAACUGUCGCUCCCUGUCCUUGUCCGAGGCCUGCGGUGAGGAGUGUGUUGAAGGCUGUGUGUGCCCUGGUGGCACUUACUACAACAGCAAAUCCCAGAAGUGUGUGCAAAAAAAUGAGUGCUCUUGCAAUUUCCUGGGAGCGGAAUAUGCACCAGGGGAUAUAAUCAUCAUGUCUUCUGGAACCCAAAUUUGUAAAGAUGGCCAAAUGAUGUACCAGGGUCCCAGUAUUGACACAAAAUGCCCCCCCGGCCAGUUCUAUUUCAAGUGCAGUGAUUCUUUAGAUAGUUCUACAGUGAGUAAAGGAGUAACUUGUGAAAGGACAUGCGAGAGCCAUCUUCUGAACCUCACCUGCUCCGGUCAUGGUCACUGUGUUUCUGGAUGCAUUUGUCCACCUGGGUUUUUGAAACAUGGUGAUGAGUGCUUUGAACCUGUUGCGUGUCCGUGUUUGUGGAAAGGAAAAGAAUAUUAUCCUGGGGACAAAGUAACUUCUCCAUGUCACAGCUGUGUUUGCCAGCAUGGAUCAUUUCAAUGCAUCUUCCAUCCAUGCCCAUCAAUGUGCACAGUUUACGGAGAUCGCCACUACAGGACUUUUGAUGGACUCCUAUUUGAUUACAUUGGAGCUUGCAAGGUCUAUUUAGUAAAGAGUAAUAUCGAUUUAACUAUGAGCGUCUCUGCAGAAAAUGUGGAUUGCUAUGAAAGUGGAGUCAUCUGUAGGAAAUCGUUAUUAAUCAACAUCGGGAGGUCGUUCAUCGUGUUUGACAAUGACAGUGGAAAACCAAACCCCUCAAGUCUGAUAGAUAAGAGGCAACCUGUAUUUAUAUGGCAAGCAGGUUAUUACACCAUUAUCCAUAUCCCUACCGAAGAUGUUACUGUGCUUUGGGACAGAAAAACAACCAUACAUAUCCAGGUUGGACCUCGCUGGCAGGGUAAAUUGACUGGACUCUGUGGGAAUUUUGACCUGAAGACAGUAAACGAAAUGCGAACCCCUGAAAACAUUGAAUCUGCAACACCGCAGGAGUUUGGGAAGAGCUGGACAGCUGCAGAGUGUGUGAACAGCCCUGAUAUCCGCAACCCUUGCAGCAUGAAUCCUCUAAGGGAGCCAUUUGCCAAGAGGGAGUGCAGGAUCCUGCUGAGUGAAGUUUUUCAAGCCUGCCACCCUGUGGUUGAUGUCACCUGGUUUUAUAUGAACUGCCUCACAGACACCUGUGGCUGUAAUCAUGGGGGGGACUGUGAAUGUUUCUGCACCAGCGUCUCGGCCUACGCACAUCGCUGCUGUCAACAAGGAAUAGCCGUCGACUGGCGCUCACCCACUGUCUGCCCGUACGAUUGUGAAUUUUACAACAAAGUUCUGGGAAAAGGCCCUUUCAAACUAGUCACUUACUUGGAGAGUGAAACAGUCUUGGCAGCCAAUUUCUCUGGCGGUGCUGCUUUCCCAGUACAGGGAGCCGUCUCCUUUCCAGGAGUGGCCAUGCUCUUUAUGCUGACCCCAGGAUUGUCCAGGUCCAGACCACAUGAUACAACCCUAGUUUCAUUAGAGUCUGCGGAAAGGCCAAAUUAUUUCCUGCAUUUGGGACCCAGUGGAUACCUCCGUGUGAGCAAGUGGGAAGAGAGUGAGCGAUUUCAAGAGGCGUCUACGUUUAUUAUUCAUAAGGACACUUGGCUUGCAGGCUAUGAUUCCUUUGAGUCCUACAUGAAACCUGGGUUCUUUGUUCACUACAUGUUGUCUUCCAUCCAUCUAAUGAAAUAUAACCACUCUGGAGGCUUCAGGCAGGCAACCCUUUUUAAACUUGAAGGCAUUAAGCCAGCAGUUGCUGUUGACCCAAUCACUCCCCAAAGCACAGUAUCAACACCUGGAGCUGUCACUUCACCCUCUGUUAAAGCUACUGUUUCACUGGGUUCAACCCUGCCCACCACUGCACCCACUGCUGCAGCACGAACCACAACAGAAACACAACGCACCCCCCCAACACCACCAGAAGCCUCUUCCAUGACGACCAUCUCACCCAAACCUUUAGGUCCUACCAUUCAGACCAUGCCGGGAAAUGAUACAACAGAAUCAUUUUUUACAACUAUCACAACACAGGCACCUAAAUUCACCAAACCUGAAGGAACGGUUACUUUUUCACCGACAGUAUCCAACUUGACGUCGGUUACUGAGUCAUUCGAGACAACUGCAAAAACAUCUGCGACUUCAACUAGCACCCCGGUUAGCACAAGUGAGCUUCAGCCUACACCAAGUUCUCCAUACACCACAGAAACAACCACAGAAAUCACAACUGCCUCUUCUGCAGCUGGUGCAUUUUUGCAGACCACAACUACUAAACUACCAGAAACCUCCAAAGUGACAGCUAUUUCUGCAGUGCCAGAAACAGAGUUGCUUCCUACAGUGGACUGGACCGCAAGUACCAUAGAACCACAAUCCAAAGCCACCACAAUACUUACAAGCACAUCCCCCCGACCUCUCGAGGAGACAGAAAAGACAACAGUGUCUUCAGCUGAAGUAACUGGUUUACCUGUUUACACAACCACCAGCACAGGGCCAACAAAACAACCAGGGACUUCAAGAUUUACAGAAACAUCUUCUGCAACAGUGGCCCCUACAACAGUGUAUGUAGAUACCGGUACAAAGGUGGCGGAUAAAACUAUUUCUCCACUGACUACUAAACCCCUGACUUCUGAAAAUGGAACUUCAUUAACAACAGGAUACCCAACAGAAAAGAGCACAGCUGAGCACUCAGCCAAGCCAGCCACCCCAUAUCCAGAUACAGCUGCAGAAACAGUGCAAAGCAGCUCUACAACUAGCCACACUUCCUCAACAACUUUAAUAGAACCAUCUACCACCAGUUUGCAGACUGUUACUUCACAAUCCAUGUUCACCUCUGAACCAACAACUACAGCAACCACCAGAUCUGUUUUUUCUACCAUAAAAAGUACAGCCGGGACAACUCCCUUUUCAUCUGGUACAACUAAGGCAAAAGCACCAGUAUUACUGUCCACAACUGUUCAGCUGCUUGGUUCAACUCUAUCUACAAGGAAAGUGACAACUUCAUCAGAAACUCUGCUUGUUCAGACACCUGUAACUUCUAAAUUGUCAUCUCUAACCACUUCUCAACUGAAAACUGAGGUAACAAAUGCUACAGCAGUUACAGGAAAGGAAGGAGCAUCUACUGUUCUUCCAAAACAAGAGGUGUCUACAACACUGUUAAGUGCAUCUUCUGAAUCGCAUGCACCAACACCAGCUGUAACUUUGAGAACAAUGGGUACUUCACAGGUGGCACCUGAAACAGCGAGCACCGUUACAACCACAUCUCCAACACCAAAACCCACUUUGAGUACAACACCUCAUCCAACCACACAGUCCACUUCAUCUACAGAAACACCGAAAGAAAAAUGGACAACUAUAGGCAAAACCCCCACUGAAGAGGUAACUGUAUCAACAACGACAGUACCUCUUUCUACUCAUACCACUUCACUAAUCUACUCUCCAGUCACAGCAAGUACUGUCACAACUGCAGCUACCACUACCAUAUGGACAGAAAAGCAGACAACCCAAGCAGUCACUCCAUCCAAACCAGUCACGACAGCGAGCGUCACUGCUGUACUUAAUACCACAAUACCAGCCACAACUGGUAAAGAAACAACAACAUCUAUUACAACUGCAGCCCAAACCUCCACUACGUCCUCAUAUAAAACAACUCUACCAAGAACCGGUACUGGUCAAACAACAAAACAGCCGGCUUCUACACUAGAAUCAACUGCUGCAACUACUCAGGUUACUCCAAAUGCUACCACAGCUGCAGAGAGUCUGAGGACCACUUCUUCUGAAUACUGGUUAACAACAUCUAAAGAAGCUGUUAGCAAUAUGACUGUAUCUGUUCUUAGUACUGUUUCACCAGCUUCAUCAAUACCAGUAACAACAGCUCAAACACAGAGUUCUUCUGUAUCAGGGCCAUCAGUAUCAACCUCCACCUCAUAUACAAAUGCAACAGAGUACUGGUCCACUCAGACAACAGCACCCCUACUCAGCAGCAAUGAAACAUUGAUACCAUUAUCACCUCAGUCAACAAGUGAUCAUACAACAACAACUACUUUAGUUACAUCAACCAAGAUGUGCACUCCUCAAUAUUCUGAGCUAAUUGAUGAAUGCACAAAAUAUGUCUGCAUGAAUGGACAACUGAUGCUGUUCAAUAAAUCCCAGAAUUGUCCCUACAAUGCAACGCCUCCUAAUUGUGGUCUCCUGGGAUUUGCUAUACUGGUGAACGGUGACAAGUGCUGUCCACAGUGGGAUUGCCCCUGUCGCUGCUCUGUUUUCCCAGAUUUAAACAUUAUUACCUUUGAUGGUAAUAGUGUGGCCAUUUAUAAAGCAGCUUCCUAUAUUGUAACUCAGCUGCCAAACGAAACCGUAAGCAUUCAGGUUCAAGAGUGCCAAAGCUCAGACACGCUUCUAUGGAAUUUCACUAACCUGUGCCUGAUAGCUCUCAAUAUAACACACAAAGCACAUCACGUGCUGAUUGAUCGUCUACAGAGAAGGUUGUAUGUGAACUCAAGGUAUGCGCGGCCACGCUUUAGGAAAAAUGGAUUUGAAAUCUUGGACACUGGUAACAUGUAUUUAAUUAAGACCCCAGCUGGACUCAAGAUCCAGUGGUUUCACAGCACAGGAAUGAUGGUCAUUGAGACAGACAGUCCCAGCCACAAGCUCACCACAAUGGGAUUGUGCGGUUGCUGUGAUGGAGACCCAGCUAAUGACCUCACAUUGUUCAAUGGGACAACUGUGAGCGAAAGUGAGGACCCAACAGUAUUUAUUGACAGCUGGCAAGUGCCAAACACAACAAGCUUCAUGGGACAGAACCGCCGCCGGGAAGUGAACUGCUCCACCAGCGACUGCUCUGAAUGCUUAAGCAUGCUCAGCAACCAGACCUUCAGCAGCUGCCAUGCUUUUGUCCCACCCAAAAUGUUUUGUGAAGUGUGGGUUCGGGAUGCAGAGUAUGUGAAGAGCCCCUGCACAGCACUGGCUGCGUAUGUGGCUGCCUGUCACAAGUUCAGUAUCUGCAUAGAGUGGAGGAGUCCUGACUACUGCUCGUUCAUGUGCCCUCCAGAGUUAAGAUACCAAGCCUGUUUGCCAGCAUGCAAUGCCAAGACUUGCCCAAACCACGAGUUUGAUUCGGAUCCAGAGGAAUGCUCGGGACUAACUGAGGGCUGUGUUUGUCCAGAGGGAACACUCCUUCAUCGCCCAUACUCUGCUCUCUGUAUUCCCAGUGAAAAGUGUGCUUGUACGGACAGCUUUGGGACUCCUCACGCGUCAGGAGAGGUCUGGAAGGCCUCAAAGGAUGGCUGCUGCAUGUACAAAUGUGACAAUGACUCCAUCAUCCCAGUGGAGUAUAACUGCACCGAGGUGCCGGAGCCUGUCUGUAGCAAGGCUGGAGAAGUGACCGUUAGUCUGGCUGAUGAUAAAAGCUGCUGUCCCCAGAAAGCUUGUGUUUGCAAUCAGACGCUAUGUGACCAGUAUGCUCCAGAGUGUAAAUAUGGCGAAAAACUCGUUUCCUACUACAGAGAUUACUCCUGUUGUCCAGAUUAUAUAUGUGAGUGUGACCCAGACAGGUGUGAGUCUGACAUUCCAACAUGCAGAGAUGACCAGACCUUGAUUGCUACCCGGACUGAGGGGAGCUGCUGCAUGGCUUACAUCUGCAUGUGUGGGUCCUGCUCAGACACUAUUCCUACCUGCCAGGAGGGAGAGGUCUUCACAGUCGAUGCAAACAGCACAGACAGGUGCUGCCCUCCUUACCACUGUGUUUGUGAAACAUAUCGCUGUAGGGAGCACACAUGUCCUUUGGGGAUGUCUGUGGUGACAGUAUGGAGUCCUGAUCUGUGUUGCCCGUUGAACACAUGCGAAUGUGCCUGUGACACAAUCCCUAAACCACAAUGUAAACUGGGAGAAAUGCUUCAAAUUGACAGUGAGUUCCUCACAGACCCUGAAAACCAAUGUGGCUGCUCCAAGUACAAGUGUGUGAAAGAGCAGGUGUGUGUGGAUGGGGAGCGGGGAGUCAUGCGACCAGGGCAGACACUUGUUGAGCACACUGCUGAGGGUAUCUGCUAUACUACACAAUGCACCUCCCAUACCGAUCCAGUAACCAGCUUCUACAAGAUCCAAGCCAGCAGCACUAACUGCACAGCUCAGUGUGAACCAAACCAGGUUUACAAACCUCCUGACGACCUAACAACAUGCUGUGGAGUUUGCAGAAAUACAUCUUGCAUUUACCAAAUGGAUAACGGAAGCAUUGCUCUGUAUAAGCCCGGUACGACAUGGAUGUCCAACUGUAAGAGGUACGAGUGCAUGGAUACAAUGUCAGGACCCACCCUCAUCAGCUAUUCUAUUAGCUGCCCACCUUUUAACGAAACAGAGUGCAUGAAGAUUGGUGGAACAGUUAUAAGCUACAUGGAUGGCUGCUGUAAAACCUGUAAAGAAGAUGGGAAGUCUUGCCAGAAGGUGACAGUCCGAAUGACUAUCCGGAAAAACGACUGUAGGAGUAACAGACCUGUUAAUAUAGUCUCUUGUGAUGGAAAAUGCCCCUCUGCCAGCAUAUAUAACUACAACAUUAACACCUAUGCCAGAUUUUGCAAGUGUUGCAGAGAAAUUGGGCUGCAAAGACGCUCUGUCCAACUUUACUGUAGUGGAAACUCUACCUGGGUCUACUACUCUAUUCAGGAACCGACAGACUGUUCAUGUCAGUGGUCCUAGUAACAGGCUAACUGAUUAUCCAACAACAGACACUGCAAUACUCCACAGACCUCAAGUGGCUUCCAGUCAUGGAGGAUCGGGAGGGAGGGAGAGA
Polyodon spathula (Mississippi paddlefish) is the source of this 8902-nucleotide messenger RNA. It is a transcript of the gene otog, whose product is annotated as otogelin. Lineage: Eukaryota; Metazoa; Chordata; Actinopteri; Acipenseriformes; Polyodontidae. Gene Ontology annotation, biological process: L-arabinose metabolic process. The record is from RefSeq and is a predicted model, not a curated record. Bases 1 to 8808 code for a protein of 2935 amino acids. Gene Ontology annotation, molecular function: alpha-L-arabinofuranosidase activity; protein binding. Gene Ontology annotation, cellular component: extracellular matrix. The transcript has 52 exons.